Staurois parvus is the source of this 308-nucleotide messenger RNA. Lineage: Eukaryota; Metazoa; Chordata; Amphibia; Anura; Ranidae. The record is from the annotation of a GenBank genome assembly.
GGUCAGCAGGGGAGUGUACAAGAGUCAGUAGGGCAGUGUACAGGUGGUCAGUAGGACACAAAAUAGGGGUCAGCAGGGCAGAGGAUGGGAUAUCAGCAGGGGAGUGUACAAGAGUCAGUGGGACAGUAUAUAGGGGUUCAGUGGGCACAGGAUAGGGGUCAGCAAGGCAGAGGAUGGGAGGUCAACAGAGGAGUGUACAAGAGUUAGUAGGGCAGUAUAGAGGGGGCAGUAGGGCAGAAGAAAGGGGGUCAGCAGGGCAGAGGACAGUGGUCAGCAGGAUGGAGGAUAGGGGUCAGCAGGGCAGGGUA